AUGCAUAGCAUAACGGGCACGCAGACUCGCAGACACGCACACGCACGCACACAUGACAAGUCGCAUGAACUGCCCAACAGCCUGUGCACGGGUCUUGCCACAGGUCCCUCUGCUUACCCCAAAUCGAAACGGCCCGGGGCUCGAGAGCCGGGUGGCCACACGGCUGCUCUGUGUCUGGCCGCUCUCUUCCUCCAGGAUUUGGAAGACGCUGCAGGUGUGGGUUGGAUCGGUCAUGGGCCAACCGUCGACGCCGGCCCUUUUGAGAGGCCGCUCCAGAAGGAGGUGGUGGGGUGGCCCGGCCAGCAUGUGCCUCGAGCAGGAAUCCAUUGGACAAUCGGAGCUCUCUCUGACGACGACGCCAUGCACCAUUUCUAUUUCGGCUGGGUGGCUGGCGAGCUAGGUGUGAGCUCCAUCGCCCGGCAGCAUGCCGCUUUCCAAUCACGCCGCCCGGCUUUCAGGCAAGGCCGCCGUGCUCGCCCGUGGCCAGCCGUUUGGUGCGUGGCCAUUGGUGCUUUGGUUGCAGCACCGCGGCUCCAGGGCCUGUUGCUGGCCCCAUCGCUGUGCGGCCUUUGCUUGGCGUGCAGUGCUGGCCCACCACCCACCCCACGAUGGACGGCGUUUGUGUUUCUGGACCCGGCAAGCCAGCCCAGCCCAGCUUGCCAGCCGAGGCUUGAGCCAUUUCCGAAGCUGCCACCCGUUACCGAGGGCGCAAUCCCUACCGCUGGGCCACGGGUGAGCGAGCCGGGCGGCGCGCCGCCUCUCUGGGUAGGCGAAGCUGCAUUGCAACCGCAAUUGGGCCAGAGUGGUUGGAUAUGCACCCCCGAGCCGAGCUAUGUCGCUGGUUCGAGCGAAUCAUUCGAUGAGACCCCGUGA
Gaeumannomyces tritici R3-111a-1 is the source of this 873-nucleotide messenger RNA. RefSeq lists its product as hypothetical. NCBI's taxonomy places the organism in Eukaryota, Fungi, Ascomycota, Sordariomycetes, Magnaporthales, Magnaporthaceae. The record is from RefSeq and is a predicted model, not a curated record. Bases 1 to 873 code for a protein of 290 amino acids. The transcript has 3 exons.